AAACGGAUUGGAGGUCAGUGAAAGAAAAAAUUGCACUGACUGAUAUGCGUGCAUGUCAGUAUUACUGUCAGAUUAAAAAACGAGUAUAUCCAAUAUCACCAUCAAACACAUCAACUGCCUGGAUGCCGACGUGAAGCCAGUACUGCCGGACACACACAAAGCCUAAAAUGACCGAUGUGCUGACCCCUGAGGUGUAAAUGGCGUCCAAAGUGAGAGAUGCUGUGGUGUGGUACCAGAAGAAGAUUGGGGCCUAUGAUCAGCAGAUAUGGGAGAAGUCUGUGGAGCAAAGGGAAAUCAAGUUUAUUAGACUGGGCCUGAGGAACAAGCCAAAGAAGACCGGCCAUGUGAAGCCAGACCUCAUCGACGUGGACCUGGUGAGAGGCUCAGCGUUCGCCAAGGCCAAGCCUGAGAGCCCGUGGACCUCCCUGACCCGGAAGGGCAUCGUGAGGGUGGUCUUCUUCCCCUUCUUCUUCAGAUGGUGGAUCCAGGUCACCUCCAGGGCCAUCUUCCUCCUGCUGCUCUCCCUCUAUCUCCUCCAAGCGGCGGCGGCGGUGUUGUUUUUCACCGUGCCGCAGACCCGCGGGAUCCCUGUCACCGAGGUGUUCGGCGGCAUAUGGCUGAUGCUGCUCCUGGGGACCGUCCACUGCCAGAUCGUGUCCACGAGAACCCCCAAACCCACCCCCAGCAGCGGGGGCAAGAGGAGAAGGAAGUUAAGGAGGGCAGCUCACUUGGAGGUGCAUAGGGAAGGCGAUGGCUCUAGCACUACAGAUAACACACAGGAGGGGGCGCUGCGCUGCUCCGGGUCUGCAGCCACUCACAGCCUUGCUGCUUUCUUCAGAGAGCUCUGGCAUGAUAUCUUUAAAACGGGGUCCAAGAAGUCCAAGAUGUCCAUCGACAAGUCGACGGAGACGGACAACGGCUACGUGUCCCUGGACGGGCGGGUGACCAGCAAGAGCAGCGAGGAGGGCCUGCAGCUGCACGAGCCCCUGUGUGACCUCCUGCGCUCUGAGGAGGCCUGCUGGGGCUCCGCCCCGCCCCAGAACAGCCUCCUGCUGCCCCCCAUCGGCAAGGAGCCCCCCAGCCCUCGCAGCGUGGAGAACAUGUCCGACGAGGCGUCCAGCGAGGAGGACCCCGAGGCCUCCUACAGCGCCAUCCGCCGCGGCGUGGAGCGCAUGAACAGCGACUGCACACUACGCAACAGGAAGACGCAUCACUACAAGAAACACUACCCCGCUGAGGAGACGCCCAAGUCGGGCACCAGCUGCAGCUCGCGCUGCUCCAGCCUGCGGCAGGACUCGGAGAGCACGCGGCACGAGUCGGAGACGGAGGACGUGCUCUGGGAGGACUUCCUGCACUGCGCCGAGUGCCGCUCCUCCUGCACCAGCGAGACCGAGGGCGAGGGCGGCGCCGUCUGCCCCGCCCCCAAGAAGGAGUACCGCGACGACCCCUUCCACCAGGGCCACGUCCCGUGGCUGCACAGCUCGAACCCGGGCCUGGAGCGCGUCAGCGCCAUCGUGUGGGAGGGCAACGAGUGCAAGAAGGCCGACAUGUCCGUGCUGGAGAUCAGCGGCAUGAUCAUGAAUCGGGUGAACCUCUACACGCCGGGGAUCGGGUACCAGAUAUUUGGGAAGAUGGUUUCCGUGGUGCUGGGGCUGACGCCGUUCGCCUACAGGCUGUCCCAGUACAAGGACCUGGAGCAGCUGGCCACCCUCUCGGCCCGCGAGCUCGUCUCCGUCGCCUUCGGCUCCAGCGGCGACGCCAUGGUGAUCACCAUGGUGACCAUCAGCUUUGUGGUGCGCGUGUGCCUCAUCUGGCUCUUCUUCUUCCUGCUGAGUGUGGCGGAGAGGACCUACAAGCAGAGGCUGCUGUUUGCCAAGCUCUUUGGCCACCUCACCUCCGCCAGGAGGGCCCGGAAGUCCGAGGUUCCUCACUUCCGCUUGAAGAAAGUGCAGAAUAUUAAGAUGUGGCUCUCCCUGCGCUCUUACCUGAAGAGGCGGGGCCCACAGCGCUCAGUGGAUGUCAUUGUGUCCUCUGCGUUCCUGCUCACCCUCUCUGUUAUCGUCAUCUGCUGCGCCCAGCUGCUCCAUGUCCAUGAGACGUUCCUGGAGUGUCACUACAACUGGGAGCUGGUGAUCUGGUGCACCUCCCUGUCCCUCUUCCUGCUGCGCUUCGUCACACUGGGAUCCGAGACCAGCAAGAAGUACAGCAACACCUCCAUCUUACUGACAGAACAGAUAAAUCUGUACCUGAAAAUGGAGAAGAAACCAAAUAAAAAAGAAGAACUGACCCUGGUGAAUAAUGUGCUGAAGUUAGCCACCAAGCUACUGAAGGAGCUGGACACCCCCUUCAGACUGUACGGGCUGACCAUGAACCCCCUCCUCUACAACAUCACGCAGGUGGUCAUCCUGUCGGCUGUGUCAGGGGUCAUCAGUGACCUGCUGGGGUUCAACCUGAAGCUUUGGAAGAUUAAAUCGUGACAGGAAGCUAUGUGAAUUCAGCAGGCCCUCAAGCUAAGGGAAGAAAUACACUUGACCAGAGGAGGGCGCUGUUGAGACUGACUACAGACUCUGAUAAUGAACUGUGGCCCUUUUCCCGGACAAAUCGAAGUGCUUACAUUUCACGUACUUGUGCAAUUCAGAUAUUUAUUUUACCCUUUCAGUGUUUUAGGUUUUUUGCCUUUUGUUUUAGUGACAUGUUUUAAUUGAAAGUAUUAUUUCUUUGGCAGCAGAUAUGUGUUCUCAGAGGUAUGCUCACACCGCAGAGAUGACAUCCAAGUGAAAUCUUGGGGUGGGGGGGCUGUGGACAAAGCGAAGAGUUACGGCACUUUUGUGUAUGCGUGCAUGCGUGUGCACUCGCAUACGUUUGCACGCAUUGUAUAUAAUGCAGCUCUUCAAAGAAUCACAUUUAUUUAGCGUAGACAUAGUCAGUUCACUGUGAACACUACAGGACAUCGUGGUCUCAGAACAUGACAGACUCAUCGCAUUGUGGAAAACACGCACUCACGCACUCACACACUCACGCACUCACGCACUCACGCACUCACGCACUCAUGCACUCACACACACACACUCACACACUCACGCACUCACACACUCACGCACUCACGCACUCACACACUCACGCACUCACACACUCACACACUCACACACACACACUCACACACUCACGCACUCACACACUCACACACUCACGCAGUUUAUCAUCACCGCUGUGUUCAGACCCUUCGGAUGGUGCACCAGACGCACAGCAGUCUGCUGUCCGUUUGACACCAUUUUGCUCUCGCAAUGCCAGCACACCAAAGUUCAGAAUCCAGACACCAAACACUGUGUGCGCACAACAGAUUCAGCGAAAUGGGUGCUUGCUCGGGGUCAAAGCGGGAAGGCGGUUUUCCCUGAGACCCCUCAUCCAGCGGUGUUUCCGCCUAGUCUCAACCAAACUGACAUGCGAAGGGAAAGACGUGUCUACGAACUGCAGUCACUCUGCGGCGCUGGACACUGGCAAUAAGAAACCUCCCUGGUUUCUGUUAGUUGCCCUUUGUGCUCUCUCUCUCUCUCUCUCUUUAUUUUCUCUCUAUCUCUCUCUCUGUCUACCCCGUCCCUCUCUCUCUCUCCUGGGCUUUGUGCUAUGUGGCUUUGUCGGAGCAUACUUUUUCAUGGUCAAACUGUAUUUAAUAUAAGCAAUAAGUGACAGUGCUACCCAGACUGAAGGUGUUUUUGCUAGUCCUCCUAGUUACGUGUACAUAAUAAAACACUGGGAUGUUUGUGGCUCCAGUUAGGCAUGCCUGAAAACAUGCACUUUAAAAACAAAUGAAAAAUGUUACAUGUUUCAAUGUCAAACUUUGUUUAUCUGAAUAAGAGCCUUUUUUUUGUUUUUUGUUUUUGUAUUGUUUGCGUGGGACAGUCAGUGUGAAGAUGACCAAAGUGCAUUUUGCUGGAAAAGAAUGUAUAACACAUGCAUUUAAAAUAUGUUUGGUUGUUUUUUUGUUUUGUUUUUUGAAAAUGCUUUAAAAGGAUAUUGAUGUUGCUUUUUUGUUGCUUGUUUUGUUUUAUUUCUAAAUAUGGUCACUUAGGCUUUUUAGAUGUCAGGAAAUGUUUGCAGUACUAAACAAAUGUUCAGUUGGAAGAUGGGGGGCGGGGGACAGAAUUGUUUAUUAAAAACAAUGCUAUGCAUUGUACUUCCUUUUUUAAAAGGAAGUCUGCAUAUUUAAGUUAUAAGUCAAAAAGAUUUUUUGUGAGCGAGUCUAUUUAUAUCAGUUCCACGUUUUUAUAUAAAAUACGGACUUCCCGAGAGUAUCUUUGAGAAUAAGCUAUGGGCUGCACUCUCUGAAAUGUACAGUGAGCCUGAAGUGCUUCUACCCCCUUGACUCCAUGUACCACAUGACACUGUAAUCAUCAGAAUAUUCAUUAAAACUUUCUGUGGCUGA
Molecule: messenger RNA, 4423 nt
Organism: Anguilla rostrata (American eel)
Lineage: Eukaryota; Metazoa; Chordata; Actinopteri; Anguilliformes; Anguillidae
Product: protein PHTF2-like
Exons: 19
Coding region: 198-2477 (759 amino acids)
Cellular component (GO): endoplasmic reticulum
Source: RefSeq, a predicted model, not a curated record